CAUGGACUCAUUGACUUCCCAUCACUAGUCCAGACUUGGAGGGGAAGUUAUCUAUAUAAGAAUGGUGCUGAUUCCUCUUCAAAGGUUCAACUUCAACAGCCAUCUAUUCUCUCCUCACAUCACACAGCCAUCUUUAUCAAUCCACCAAACUCACCCUCAAUUACACUACUUUACCAAACCUCAUCAUGAUGCUCCCUACCAAGUCCCUUCUGGCCGUUCUUGCCUUUACCACACUUGGCCUAUCCGCACCAGCCGCUCCCCCUACCACGAGCAAUUCCAUUGAAGAGCGUGUCCCAGUUCUCGCAUGCUACGGUGGAGUUUGGCAGAAAUGCGUGUCGUUCUACACAUCUCUCUGCCCUCUCUCUUGCAAUCCCACCAAGCCUACUAAGAAUACUUGCGUGUACAACUGUCUUCAGGAGGCGCAACUUGGGUGCAAAGAGAGGUGUCACAAAUAGAUCGCUUUGGGGAAUGAGGAUGUGGCUAAUAGUUGCGGAGUACACCGUAUGCCGCCAAUUGCUAGAUGUACGGGACUCUAGUACACGGGGAUAAUUUGUAUGUAGGAUGGAUAAAGCAUUGAGCUCUUUGUUCAGAAGGAAGCAUUCAUAUUCCGUAAGUUACUGGGCUUCUGUAAGCUCCUGUACUAGUCUCUAGUAAAUGCUUCAGUUCCUUUUAUUUUA
Ilyonectria robusta is the source of this 677-nucleotide messenger RNA. RefSeq lists its product as uncharacterized. The record is from RefSeq and is a predicted model, not a curated record. Lineage: Eukaryota; Fungi; Ascomycota; Sordariomycetes; Hypocreales; Nectriaceae. The coding region runs from base 186 to 455 and encodes 89 amino acids. The transcript has 2 exons.